AUGUCGACUGGUCUGUCGGUGAAGGUAGUGGACUGUUGCUUGCUGUUUCAGUUUCGGUUUCGAUUUCGAUUUCGGUGGGAUGCUGGUUUCGGUAGGCUGUCGGUGAGGUUGUUGUUGGUUGUUUUGCUUUUGCAAUCCUACGGUGGUUGUUUGGACUGGUCGGUAUGGGCAGUCGGUGGCUUUCGGCGGUUGUUUUUGGCUAGGCAGUCGGUGACUUGCGCUGGUUGCGAUGAUUGGUUUUGGUUUGCUGAGUUGUCGGUGAAGCUGUGA
Ilex paraguariensis (yerba mate) is the source of this 270-nucleotide messenger RNA. NCBI's taxonomy places the organism in Eukaryota, Viridiplantae, Streptophyta, Magnoliopsida, Aquifoliales, Aquifoliaceae. The record is from the annotation of a GenBank genome assembly.